UAGCACUGCCCCCUGCUGGUCGGACGCUGAACUGUCACAGCGUCGACAUGUUUUUUAGUAAUAAAAAAAAGAGGGCAUUUUGAGCCUUUCGGCCCCCACUCAUUAUGCUCCCACUGCCUCGUCCCGCGUGAACAACCCACUCUCCCUUUUUAUUGGUGUCUGCUGUGCGCGGGGAUGGGCACAGUGCUGCUGGAGCGCGUACCACAACAAUGCCAGGAGAGGGUCUCCAUCAGGGAGAGGGAAUGGAAGAAGAAGGCGGUGUGGAGCAACAACAGGCCUAAUGUGGCCAGCAACAGAAUGGGUAGGAGGCAGUCACAAAGGAAGCCCCCGCCGCCUCAGUAUUCAUUCCCAACUCAAGAGAACAAGAAUGAAAAGAAGCAGCAGCAAAGAAGAAAGCACAAACCCAACAACCCCUCCACCAAACACAAAACUUCCCUGCACAGUGCUCUGGCAGCCUCAGAGUCAGAGUCAAAUCCACCUUCCCCUGGAGAGGACAGGAUGGAGCCGAAGGUGCAGCUGGCCACUCAGCGAAGCGGUCGUAGAGAACACAAGCACAGCAGUUACAGAGGGAGCAGACACACACCAGCCUUUCCCUGCCAUCGCCAGCCUGAGGCCAGUCCAGAUCUGCCUAAGAGUGGGUCUCCAAACUCAGAUGUAGGAGGUCUGAGAGGCCGUGGAGAGGGCGACAGUGACACUGACCUGUCUGAGUCUGAGAGACUUCCUGUGUCCCCUUCUCGUUGGGAUCCUCCACAGCUUGACCUGAGGCCAGAGGUCAUAGAGGAGGAAUCCUGCUUUUCUCGCAGCCAUAGACCAAGAGGACGCAGCAAUGGUGGGUUUGACUUCCCUGACUUCCUACCUCCACCUUUUAACUCCUGGAACCUCAGUCAGCUGGCUGUCUUCUACAACACAGAGGGCUGUGGGGACUCUCGCCCCAGAGCUGUGGGUCCUUUAGAGAGGUACCUGGAGAGGCUGCUGCAGCUGGAGUGGAGUCAGAUUCAGACUGUGCAGGAGGAGGGCGGGAAAUCGGCUGUGUCAGAUGUUACAUCUAGCUGCCACAGGUCGGCUGCUGCUGCCACGUCACGCCUCAGCUCUCCAAAGUGCAUCCUCCAGUGUCAGCGUGCCUUCCCCCUCACCUUCCUCUCCUCCUUGGCCAACCACUCUGCCCUGCUCUCUGGCUGUGCCUGCACUCUCUGCCGAAUCCGCUACUCUACCUCUUGUGGAACAUCGUGCUGUCGCUCCAUAUACGGCCACAACCGUCAGUCCAGGUUGAAUCCAAUGCUGGAGCACAAGGUGCCACCAUCGCUCCCUAAAAGGAGCUACAGCGAGAGCCGGGUGCACUCUUCAGAGAGGAACUCAGCACCCCGAUCUCAGCGGUUCAGCAGCCCUACAGGGACCAACAGCCACCUGAGAAGAAUGCAAGCCUCAGGAAACAUCCGCAACCCGACUCAAGGUGCUAACAUGAAGCCUCAUUCCACUGCCAGGGACUGCAGUGUUUGGGCCCCUUUCGGAGCUCUGUGGGAUGUGUGGGACUACGAGACAGGGGGGUUCAGGAAGAGGAGCGGCUCAGAGCAGAGAAGAAGUGGUGUAGAAAGAGCUCAAGGUGCAGCGGAGAAGAGACGGAGUGGUUCUGAGUGUAGGAGAGGAGGAUCUGAGUGCAGGAGAGCAGCUGGCCUGAGGGAGCAGGCGAUAAAACCAGACGCUGUCACUGCAAUAAAGGAUAAUCUCCCCGGGAAACAUGUUCCUCCAAACAGAUCAAACAGAACUAAACAGGUCGAGUUUGUUACAUGAGAGCAACUCCAGAGCUGUACAUGUAAUCACAACACCACAGGUAUUAUUUUUACAGUUUAGUUAGGAACGUAUAUCUUAAAAUGUUUCUCUUUAUUUGAACAAAGUGUUGCAGGAUUGUAGUUUUUCAUCAGAGGACUUAAUAUUUCACUGGAUGGUUUCUUACCUUAUUUACUUACACUAUAUGUGAAAUCCAAUGCUGUGAUUACAGACAGAUAAGCUAAUGCAGCAGUGAUUAUCCACACACUGGUAAUAUAUCAGUUUAAUGAAUGUAUAGAUAUUUAUAAUAAAGUCUUUUUGUCUUUUCUAGAAAGACGUUGUCACCAAAAGACUUUCUAAACAUAUUUGUAUUUGUAUGAUUUAUCACAACAACAGCUCUUUACUGUUCUUCUGUUCAGGUUUGUCAAAUAAAAAAAAAUGCAUGAUAAAGUUCAUGAAGUUUACAAAACGAUAGUGAUCAAUUGGAGUCAUCAGAGUUAUUGGAAAAGUGUGAGGAAGUUGAAAGGAGGACUAUUACCCUGUUGCUUCAUCAAUUUAUCACCAAGAUUUGAGAACAUAGAACCACAAGAACUAUUUUAUCACUUAAUGAGAACAACAGAAGUCAAACUUUUCUCCUGGAGUAAGACGUACAGUGGUGUUACAAGUGGGAUGUAAUAAGAGCUUUAAAUAGUUUAAAUUUAAAGUAAUAUUUUUUCCUGGAGCAAUACAGAACUUGAU
Messenger RNA from Notolabrus celidotus (New Zealand spotty), 2502 nucleotides. RefSeq lists its product as uncharacterized. The record is from RefSeq and is a predicted model, not a curated record. Lineage: Eukaryota; Metazoa; Chordata; Actinopteri; Labriformes; Labridae. The transcript has 4 exons. The coding region runs from base 175 to 1788 and encodes 537 amino acids.